UUUACUGGAAAAUAUCUGUCACCACCAACAUCAUAAUGUUAUUUUUUUAACUAAUAAAUGAAAUCCUUUUUCUAGUUUGAUUGUUUUCCUUUUAUAAGAUUUUGUAGUUAAUAAAUGUGAUUCAGUACAAACUAGCUUUUUAAAUUUUUACUUAAAUUAGGUUCAGAAGCUGCAGCUGCUACUGCCGUUAUUAUGAUGAGAAAGUGUUGUGCAAUUCAACGAACUUCUGAUCCCAUUGAAUUCAAAGCUGAUCGCCCAUUUUUAUUUUAUAUACGAGAAACUCAACAAAAUCUCACAUUAUUUACCGGCAAAUUUGUCACGUGCGCAAAUUUAUCGUCCUAAUAUACACUGCGAUAUUGAUUUACCUAAGAAAAAGCUUUAAUAAAUUAGCUAAGAAAACAUUUUCGUAGAUAGAAUUCAUGCUCUUUAUUUAACACAAUUUAUUUAUAAUGACCUUUUUUUAUGCUUAUAUGAAAAUAUAAUUGAAAAUUUAUAGAUUUUUUCAUUAUACUUUUAUAUUAUUUUAUUAAGGAUCAGAAGCAGCAGCUGCUACAGCAGUAAUUAUGACACGUUGUUGUGCAUCAAUAUCUCCAAAAGUAUCGCCUAUUGAAUUCAAAGCUGAUCGACCAUUUUUGUUCUUUAUUCGUGAAAAUCAACAAAAUGUUGUAUUAUUCAGCGGACGAUUUGUUUCACCACCAGCAACAUCAUAA
Messenger RNA from Adineta steineri, 710 nucleotides. The record is from the annotation of a GenBank genome assembly. Lineage: Eukaryota; Metazoa; Rotifera; Eurotatoria; Adinetida; Adinetidae.